CACUAAAUAUAUAUUGCCCCACAAGAAAGUGGAACUCAAACACGUAUGACUUUCACCUGGUGGUACCAACGUUCAGUGUGUUCAUUACGUAUCGAAACUUUUCUUUCUCUAAACACAAAAUUCACAGAUCACAGUCUUAUUUUAUCAAUGACAUCUGUCAAAUAACAACUAUAAUAAAUUUUGUGGUUUUAAUAAAUUAUUAUAUUUUUCAAUCUACAAAUUUAUUAUAAAUAAAAUUGAUAAAUAAUGGAUAAAUUAUAUUUUUUUUUCAUGGUGAUUGUGUUGAUGUUUGCAUUGUUAAUAUCAGCAAAUGACGCAUCAAUUGCUGAACCAAAGGCUCCAAAUUUUCAAUAUUUUGAAAGACCAAAAUAUCGAUAUCCUUAUUAUGAUGAACAUGGACGUGGACGACUUCUUUAUGGAUAUGGAGGAGCUGAUUUAUAUGAAUAUCGUACAUACAGUGCACUUGAAGGAAUUCAUUGACC
Aphidius gifuensis is the source of this 482-nucleotide messenger RNA. RefSeq lists its product as uncharacterized. The transcript is spliced from 3 exons. The coding region runs from base 247 to 480 and encodes 77 amino acids. The record is from RefSeq and is a predicted model, not a curated record. NCBI's taxonomy places the organism in Eukaryota, Metazoa, Arthropoda, Insecta, Hymenoptera, Braconidae.